Molecule: messenger RNA, 2808 nt
Organism: Fonticula alba
Lineage: Eukaryota; Rotosphaerida; Fonticulaceae
Exons: 7
Coding region: 1-2808 (935 amino acids)
Biological process (GO): lipid homeostasis; fatty acid beta-oxidation using acyl-CoA oxidase
Cellular component (GO): peroxisome
Molecular function (GO): FAD binding; acyl-CoA oxidase activity; fatty acid binding
Source: RefSeq, a predicted model, not a curated record
AUGACCGUGAGCAAGACGGCCGAGGCGCACACGCCGGGCACCCAACUGCCGGAGGUGGUCCGCGCACCGGUCCCCAAUGGGAGCCGGGUGCGCGCCAAUGACCAGGCCCUGCGCCUGCAGACCGAGGCCCUGUCGGCCAUGCUCAAGGUGUCCCCCUCGUAUGGGACCGACCCGCGGGAGGACAUGCACGCGGCCCGGCGCCGGGGGCGCUUCCGCAGCGCCGACCUCACCCUCUACAUGGAUGGCAUGCGGGCGGAGCUUUGGCGCCGGAGCCGGCCGCCGAUGGCCGGGCACUUGGGCACGGUGGCGCGGCCGCUGACCGGGGUGCCCUUCGACCCGGCCGCGGCGCUGGGCCCGGAGACCGGGAUGCUGGCCCGGGUGGCGCCCAGCGGCCCGGCCGACGCCGGCGACCUGGAGGCCGGGUCGCGCUUCCUGGCGGACCUGCUGCCGGCCAGCGAGCAUCGCCGGCGCCUGCGCCGGGUGGUCAUGGCCGACCCGCUGAUCCGGGCCUUCCUCAAGUCGCGCUUUCGGCUCGAGCACCUGGCCGAGGCCGGGCUGCCGGGCGGCCGCCGGGACAUGGUGGACUUGCACUUCCUCAUCCAGCGCCGGCUGAUGAGCGUCGUCCGGGCAUAUGGCUUCUGCACGCUGGAGGAUGCGUCGUAUGCGCGGCUGCUGCUGGGCAGCUCCUCCUCGGUGCAGAUGCACAUGCUGCUGUUCUUGGAGACGUGCGGCUUGCUGUGCGCGCCGGCCGAGCGCGAGCGCCUCCUGGCCGGGCUCCGGGCCGACGACGAGCAGGAGCGCGCUCGCCUGGCGGCCGAGUACCGGCUGCUGGCUGCCGUGGCCGGGACCCGGCACACCGCCUCGCUGCCGGCCGGGCCCGGGCCCGGGGCCCGCAGCCCGGCCCUCCCCGGGGCCGCCACGCUGGGCGAACUGCGCGAGGCGCAGACCUCCAUGGGGGGCCUGCUGCGGGCCCUGCGCAAGGCCGGCAUGCCGCGGGUGGCCGGGGCCCUGGCCCAGACGGAGCUCGGCCAUGGGACCGCCGUCCGGGGGAUGGAGACCACGGCCAUCUUCGACCGGCAGUCCGGCGAGUUCAUUCUCCACACGCCGACCGCCACGGCGACCAAGUGGUGGCCUGGUGGGCUCGGGAGCACGGCCACGCACUGUAUCCUGGUGGCGCGGCUGUUUGCCCCGGGGGCGGAGGCCCCGCCGGCCGGGGCCGACCGGCGCCUGCCGGACGUCGGCCUGGUCGACCGCGGCCCGCAGCUGUUCCUGGUGCACUUCCGGGACCCGGUCACCCGGCGCCCGUUGCCGGGGUUCCGCGUGGGCGAUCUGGGCCCGAAGGCCGGCCUCAAUGACACGGACAACGGGUAUAUGGCGCUAGACAAUGUGCGCGUGCCGCACGGGGCGCUUCUGCCGACCAGCGGCCAGGUGGACCCGAGCACCGGGGCCUUUGGCCGGCGUGGCAACAGCGCCCGGCUGGAGGCGCUGGCCAUGACCCUGGCCCGGUCGGGGCUGAUUGCCCUGAGCACCUUCCACCUGUCGAAGGCGGUCACCAUUGCGGUGCGGUUUUCCACCGUCCGCCGGCAGACGGCCCAUGGCCCCGGACGCCGGGAGAACGCCAUCGCGGACUACCCGCUGCAGCGGCAGGUCCUGGCCGAGACGAUGGCCACCGCCUAUGCCCUUUUCAUGGGGUCGGUCGAGUCGCGCCUGAUGGCCGAGCAGUGGGUGGGCCAGCAGUUUGGCGGCCGCCCGGGCAUGGAGCCGGGGCCCGGUGCGGAUGGCGAUCCCGAACAGCAGACCGUGCGCCUGGGGCACCUGGUCCAUGUGAACUCGUGCCUGCUGAAGUCGGCCGGCACUCGGCUGGCCCUGGAGGGGGUGCGCGUGUGUCAGCGGCACUGCGGCGGCCACGGCUUCGCCGACUACAGCGGCCUGACGCGCCUCAGCCAGGAGGCCAGCGCGGCGCUUGUCUUCGAGGGUGAUAAUGUGGUCCUCGAUUUGCAGGCGGCGCGCUUCCUGGUGCAGGAGGUUGGCCGCGUUGCCCAGGGCGGCCGGUCGGUGGUGGACUACCUGCACAUCGAUGCCCGAAGCCUGCGGCAGACCCUGGCCGAGGCCGACGAGGGGCGCAUGUUUGCCCGGCUGCCGGCGCCCGGGGCCCCGGUCACCGAGGCGGCCUUGCGGGCGGACGUCAAGCGCGGCAAGCACCAGGUGGCCGCCAUGGGCUGGAUGUGUCACCGGCAGACGCUGCGCCUGGCGCACGUGGUCCGUGACCACCUCCUGGCCGGCAUGGGUUUCUCCGAGGCCCUAUCCAAGGCCGGGAUCUUCGGGGUGGCCGCCGCCCGCGGCCACGCCAACUACCUCCUGCUGGGCACCAUGCAGCGGGCCAUCGAGGCGCUGCUGGAGCGCUACGCCGCACUCGGGGUCCCGGCGGUCGACACCGGCAAGGAGGCGUCCCUGUGGGUGAUGGCACAGCGGCUGUGCCGGCUGCGUGACAUCUUCUACUGCCACUGGCCGCAGCAUGACCGGGCCCCGGCCGCGCAGCUGGACAGCCGGGACCUUGGCGAGUCGGCCGCCUGGACAGAGGCCCUGCAGGUUGAGAAUACCCUGGCCUGGGGGGCGCUGCUGGCCGAGGCGCCGAUUGCCCUGGCGACCCUGGCCGAGGAUGUGGCCCCGGAUUUGCUGACCCUGGCCGAUGCCUGGGACUACUCGGAUGAGGAGCUGGGCAGCUGCAUUGGCCGAUUCGACGGGGACAUCUACCGGGCGAUGCACUAUUUCGCCACCGGCACGGUGGCCGGCAGGACAAAGCUCUAA